AUGGAGUCAUGCAUGAGAUGGUUGCUUCUGUUGUGGCAGUUGUUGCUCUUCCAUUUUUCAUCCUCUCAUUCCUUAUGCCACCCUCAUGACACCUUUAUCUUGCACCAGUUCAAGGACUCCUUCACUACUAAUCCUCUUAAUGAUGACUGUUAUUAUCCAAAGAUAGCAACAUGGAGAAAUGAGACGGAUUGCUGCUCUUGGCUUGGAGUCACCUGCCACCCCAUCACUGGUCACAUCAUUGGUCUCGACCUUGCCUGCAGUGGCCUUCAGGGCCAAUUUCAUCCCAACAGUACGCUUUUCCAUCUUCCUCAUCUCCAAUCACUCAAUCUUGCUUUCAAUUCUUUCUAUAAAUCUCAUUUGUCAUUUCUCUGUGGUGGGUUUGUCACACUCACACACCUCAACUUGUCUAGUUCUCACUUCGAAGGUGAAAUUCCCACCCAAAUCUCUCAUCUUUCCAAAUUAGCCUCACUGGAUCUUUCUUUUAACUACCAAUUAGAGUGGACAGAAGACACUUGGAAGAGACUACUGCAAAAUGCAACAGAUUUAAGGGAGCUUGUUUUGGAUGGAAUUGAUAUGUCUUCAAUUCCGAUCAGGGUUCUAAAUUUGUCUUCCUCUUUAGUUGCUCUUAGUCUUCAAGGGAGUGGGCUAAGAGGACACUUGACACAUGAUAUCUUUUGUUUACCAAAUCUUCAACAAUUCUAUCUUUCAUUUAAUGAAUACCUUCGAAGCCAGCUUCCAAAACUUAGUUGCAGCACUACUUCUCUUAAUAUCUUGGAUUUUUCAUCUUCUCACUUCCAUGGGCUAAUCCCUUCUUCCUUCUCUAACUUCACACAUCUUACUUACCUAGACCUCUCAUCUAACUCUCUCAACGGUCCAAUCCCAUUUUCACUCCUAACCCUUCCACGUCUAUCUUUUCUCAAUCUCGAAGGUAAUCAUCUCAGUGGUCGAAUCCCAAAUGUGUUUCCUCAGUCAAACAGAUUUAAAGAAUUGCAUUUCAAUGGUAACAAUUUAGAAGGUGAACUUCCAUCAACACUUUCAAAUCUUCAGCAUCUAAUUCUCUUGGAUGUUUCAGAAAAUAAAUUCAGUGGUCAGAUUCCAGACGUCUUUGUCGGGCUAACCAAAUUGAAUACUCUCCAUCUUUCGGAUAACCAUUUUGCAGGAAAAUUUCCCUCUUCAUUGUUUGGCUUAACUCAACUCUCUGACCUGCAAUGUUCUCAUAAUAAAUUACAGGGCCCUCUGCCCGACAAAAUAGCAGGGUUUUCAAACCUAAUUACCUUAUGGUUAGAUGACAACGUCCUGAAUGGGACAAUUCCUUCAUGGUGUUUAUCUUUGCCAUCUUUGCUGGAUUUAGAUCUGUCAGAAAAUAAACUCACAGGGCUUAUCAGUGCAAACUUAUCACAUUCUUUGAAGGCUUUAGAUUUGUCCUACAACAAGAUACAUGGCAAUAUUCCAGAAACAAUUUUCAGCCUUGUAAACCUUGCUUACAUAGAUCUAUCAUCAAACAACUUAAAUGGAUCAGUCCACUUUCCACUUUUCUCCAAGCUUCAAAAAUUGCAAGUUCUUUACCUUUCAGAGAAUGAUCAAUUAUCCCUAAAUUUCGAAUCCAAUGCCAAUUAUACCUUUUCCCGCUUAAUGGAUUUGGACUUAUCUUCUAUAGGUUUAAUUGAAUUUCCGGAAUUAUCAGGAUUUGUACCAUUUCUACAAUUUCUGUAUCUAUCCAACAACAAACUCAAUGGAAGAGUUCCCAAUUGGUUACAUGAAAUGAGUUCAUUAUAUUUUUUAGACCUCUCUCACAACCGAUUGGCACAAUCGUUGGACCAAUUCCAGUGGAACCAAAAUGUCAUUUUUCUUGAUUUUAGUUUUAACACAAUCAGCGGUGGCAUCUCUUCCUCAGUUUGCAAUGCAAGUUCACUCGAGUAUCUCAACUUAUCUCACAACAAGUUGACAGGCAUCAUUCCACAGUGUCUUGCUAACUCAUCAUCCCUUCAAGUUUUGGAUCUACAAUCAAACAAACUUCAUGGCACUUUGCCAAGUAGCUUUUCAAACAAUUGUUGGCUUGCUACUUUGAAUCUCAAUGAAAACAAAUUAAAAGGUUCUUUACCGGAAUCUUUGUCCAAUUGCACUCAUAUGGAGGAUUUAGAUCUUGGCAACAAUCAAUUAGAGGAUACCUUUCCCCAUUGGCUUCAAAGUCUACAAUAUUUAAAAGUAUUGGUUUUGCGAGCCAAUAAGUUGCAUGGUCCCAUUGUAAAUUUAAUGACCAAGCAUGGAUUUGUCAGUUUAGUCAUAUUGGAUAUCUCUUCCAACAACUUCAGCGGCUCAAUACCAAAGGUCUACAUACAAAGUUUUAAAGCCAUGAUGAAUGUUGUUCAAGAUGACAAUUGGCAAUACAUUGGAACUUAUUCACCCUCUCCAAAAAUGAAAAAUGAUUCUGUGACUGUAACAACAAAAUCAAUCACUAUUACAAUGGAGAAAAUUCCAAAAGACUUCGUAAGCAUCGAUUUUUCAAAAAACAGAUUUGAAGGAGAGAUUCCAAAUGUCAUUGGAGAACUUCAUGCACUGAGAGGGUUCAACCUUUCCUAUAACAGACUUAGUGGUCGCAUUCCCCAAUCCUUGGGAAAUUUGGCGAAGUUAGAAUCUUUAGAUCUUUCCUCAAAUAUGCUUACUGGUGAGAUUCCUAAAGAGUUAAACAAUUUGAACUUUUUAGAAGUCCUGAAUCUUUCCAAUAACCAUCUUGUCGGAGCAAUACCUCAAGGAAAACAGUUCAAUACAUUUUCCAAUGAUUCGUAUAAGGGAAACUCGGGGUUAUGUGGGCUCCCAUUGACAACAAAAUGCAACAACGACCCUGAACAGCAUUCUCUACCUUCACUGGCUAUCAAGAGAGAACAAGGGUUUGAAUUUGGUUGGAAGCCAGUGGCUAUAGGAUAUGGAUGUGGACUGAUAUUUGCAGUGGGGUUGGGAUGUUGCGUGUUGUUAAUAGGAAAGCCUCAAUGGCUUGUGAGAAUGGUUGCUUGA
Molecule: messenger RNA, 3012 nt
Organism: Sphenostylis stenocarpa
Lineage: Eukaryota; Viridiplantae; Streptophyta; Magnoliopsida; Fabales; Fabaceae
Source: the annotation of a GenBank genome assembly